AUGCAAAAUUAUAGAAAAAGCAAUUUUAAAAACCUAACUUUAGUAGUUAUCUUAAUAAUAGCUUAAAUUUAGGCAUAAGACUUCAAUUAUAUAAAUAAAGGCUCUGAUUGGACUGGCACUUGUUUAUCAGGUAGUCUUUAAUCCCCUAUUGAUAUUUCAGAUGUUUAAGGAUCAUGCGAUAAUACAAUGAAUUUGACAAUGUAACUCUCAAAUUAGAAUUUAAGUACUCAGAUAUUAAAGUCUUAAGUUUUGAGCAGUACAGCUCCUGCUAAUUAAUAUUGGAGUUACUUGUAUGCCAGUAAUUUGGAUGGUGUUAUUAGUGGUUAUUAAUCUAACUAUUUUAGUAUUCACUCUCCUGCAGAGAAUUACUUAAAUGGAAGUUAAGCUGAUGUUGAAUUACAAAUAUUGCAUACUAUAAAUCCAAAUUUCGCCUAGACAGCUCCAAGCUCAAGUACUGAACCUAUCACAUAAUAUGCAAUUGUUUCAAUUAUGUUUUCUGUUAGUGAUUCAUCUACAAGUACAUUUUUUUCAUCAUAUGAUCCUACUAAGGCUAGUGCUUAAGCAGCUAGUGCUCCAUAAAUAAGUUUAAAUAUGACUUAAGCUUUAAGUUCUCUGGACUUAACAUCCUCUUAUUAUCUAUAUUAAGGAUCUCUCACAAUACCUCCCUGCACAGAAAGUGUAAAUUGGUAUGUCUAUUCAGCAGUGUAGCCUAUAACUUCAGCUCAACUUUCAAAUAUUAGUAUUUUCUUUAAGGGAGAUUUAUAAUUUGCUAAAGGAGCUGGAAACAACAGGCCUUUGUAAUCUGUUAAUGGAAGAACCAUUAAAAAAGGAAAUAUAUAAUGCGAAGAAUAAUUUAUUCACUUUUUUAGUUUCUUCGUCAUUUAUACUUUUCUUAAUUUCUUUGUAUGCAAAAUGUUAUGA
This is a messenger RNA of Tetrahymena thermophila SB210, 921 nucleotides long. Its product is annotated as eukaryotic-type carbonate dehydratase. Gene Ontology annotation, molecular function: zinc ion binding; carbonate dehydratase activity. NCBI's taxonomy places the organism in Eukaryota, Ciliophora, Oligohymenophorea, Hymenostomatida, Tetrahymenidae. The transcript is spliced from 2 exons. The record is from RefSeq and is a predicted model, not a curated record.